Messenger RNA from Heteronotia binoei (common prickly gecko), 1286 nucleotides. RefSeq names its product lysozyme g-like. The record is from RefSeq and is a predicted model, not a curated record. The transcript has 5 exons. Gene Ontology annotation, molecular function: lysozyme activity. Gene Ontology annotation, biological process: defense response to Gram-positive bacterium; peptidoglycan catabolic process. Lineage: Eukaryota; Metazoa; Chordata; Lepidosauria; Squamata; Gekkonidae. Bases 106 to 729 code for a protein of 207 amino acids. Gene Ontology annotation, cellular component: extracellular region.
AAGCCAGUAUCAGGCAACCAGAAAGGAACUUCAUAUAAAAAGGCUUGACUGGGUCCCUUUUUCUGCAGUCAGAGUGCAGACGGGGACCAGAAACCUAAGGCAAUCAUGGCAGGUGUUUCUUUGACCCUUGUGCUUCUUUUCUGUCUUCUUUGUAGAACUGAAGAAAAUAGUGAAGGUUCCUCUUACGGUGACAUAAUGAACGUUGAAACUACAGGGGCUUCUAGUCGAACUGCAAAAGCAGAACGCCUGGGUUAUGUUGGAGUCCAAGCUUCAGAAACUAUUGCAGCAAGAGAUCUACCUAGGAUGGAGUCGUACAGAUCAGAGAUUGAGCGUGCCAGUGAAAGUACAGGCAUGGAUGGAGCUGUGAUUGCAGGUAUAAUCUCUCGAGAAUCUCAUGCUGGAAGUGUCCUGAGGAAUGGCUGGGGUGACCGUGGAAACGGAUUUGGCUUGAUGCAGGUUGAUAGAAGAUUCCAUGUCCCAGAAGGCUCAUGGAAUAGUGAGGCACUUAUUACUCAGGGUGCCACCAUUCUGCGCGACAGUGUAGAUGCUGUUGCAAGGAAGUUUCCAGAAUGGACCAGCGAACAGCAGCUCAAAGGCGGAAUUUCAGCCUACAAUGCAGGAGUUGGUAAUGUCCGAACCUAUGACAGAAUGGAUAGCCGCACAACAGGGAGUGAUUAUGCCAAUGAUGUUGCUGCCAGAGCCCAGUAUUACAAGAGACAUGGAUUCUAAUAAUGCUUUUACUCUCCUGUUUGACUACUUUAAAGUAAUAAUUUGCAACAAACUCCUUUAGUAAAACUUAAUUUGUAUAUUAUCUAUAAAAACAUAAUUCUCAUAAUUUUUAGUGCCAUUAGGAGCUAAUGGCUUAAACAGAUCAAGUUGUAUUGCAGGAAUCUUGGUUAAAAUCUUGCCUCUGCCUCCAGCUCACUAGCUGAUAUUCUCAGUCUUUCUGUGCAACCCUGUGCAGAAUUACACUAGUCUAAACCUAUUGAUUGCAGUGGGCUUAGUUUGGAGUAACUGCAUAGGAUUACACUAUUAGUCACUUAUCUGCCAUAUGUUGACAAUACUGCCCAUUUUACAGUGCUUUGUGUGGAUUCUUACAACAAAACACAGGAUAUGCAUUUGGGAUUGUCUUAUCCACCCUGAUAGAUAGGGCAGAAGGAACUUCCCUGAGCACAGCAAAGAUGAACCAGAAUGUCAAAACUCAUAAUGGUUUUUAUGUCAUUACUCUAGCAGAUCACUUGGCACUUAAGUAUGUAUUGGGGGAAAAUAAACACAUAUCUGUGUAA